This is a messenger RNA of Saccharomyces cerevisiae S288C, 1218 nucleotides long. It is a transcript of the gene RNQ1, whose product is annotated as prion domain-containing protein RNQ1. Lineage: Eukaryota; Fungi; Ascomycota; Saccharomycetes; Saccharomycetales; Saccharomycetaceae. Gene Ontology annotation, cellular component: nucleus; cytoplasm. The record is from RefSeq and is marked reviewed. Bases 1 to 1218 code for a protein of 405 amino acids. The transcript has a single exon.
AUGGAUACGGAUAAGUUAAUCUCAGAGGCUGAGUCUCAUUUUUCUCAAGGAAACCAUGCAGAAGCUGUUGCGAAGUUGACAUCCGCAGCUCAGUCGAACCCCAAUGACGAGCAAAUGUCAACUAUUGAAUCAUUAAUUCAAAAAAUCGCAGGAUACGUCAUGGACAACCGUAGUGGUGGUAGUGACGCCUCGCAAGAUCGUGCUGCUGGUGGUGGUUCAUCUUUUAUGAACACUUUAAUGGCAGACUCUAAGGGUUCUUCCCAAACGCAACUAGGAAAACUAGCUUUGUUAGCCACAGUGAUGACACACUCAUCAAAUAAAGGUUCUUCUAACAGAGGGUUUGACGUAGGGACUGUCAUGUCAAUGCUAAGUGGUUCUGGCGGCGGGAGCCAAAGUAUGGGUGCUUCCGGCCUGGCUGCCUUGGCUUCUCAAUUCUUUAAGUCAGGUAACAAUUCCCAAGGUCAGGGACAAGGUCAAGGUCAAGGUCAAGGUCAAGGACAAGGUCAAGGUCAAGGUUCUUUUACUGCUUUGGCGUCUUUGGCUUCAUCUUUCAUGAAUUCCAACAACAAUAAUCAGCAAGGUCAAAAUCAAAGCUCCGGUGGUUCCUCCUUUGGAGCACUGGCUUCUAUGGCAAGCUCUUUUAUGCAUUCCAAUAAUAAUCAGAACUCCAACAAUAGUCAACAGGGCUAUAACCAAUCCUAUCAAAACGGUAACCAAAAUAGUCAAGGUUACAAUAAUCAACAGUACCAAGGUGGCAACGGUGGUUACCAACAACAACAGGGACAAUCUGGUGGUGCUUUUUCCUCAUUGGCCUCCAUGGCUCAAUCUUACUUAGGUGGUGGACAAACUCAAUCCAACCAACAGCAAUACAAUCAACAAGGCCAAAACAACCAGCAGCAAUACCAGCAACAAGGCCAAAACUAUCAGCAUCAACAACAGGGUCAGCAGCAGCAACAAGGCCACUCCAGUUCAUUCUCAGCUUUGGCUUCCAUGGCAAGUUCCUACCUGGGCAAUAACUCCAAUUCAAAUUCGAGUUAUGGGGGCCAGCAACAGGCUAAUGAGUAUGGUAGACCGCAACAGAAUGGUCAACAGCAAUCCAAUGAGUACGGAAGACCGCAAUACGGCGGAAACCAGAACUCCAAUGGACAGCACGAAUCCUUCAAUUUUUCUGGCAACUUUUCUCAACAGAACAAUAACGGCAACCAGAACCGCUACUGA